UUUUGAGAUAAAAAGAGAGCAAACCCAAAGGUCUGAGACCGCAGUACACUCUUAGCAGACUUCAGUUUUCAGUCAAUGGCUUCUCACGAUCACGACCACCGUCACCACGAUCACGACCAUCACCACCAUACCCACGAGAAAUCUCAGGAAGACUCGACAACAUCAUGGGUUGGUCCUGAUGGGAGAAUCUACCAUAGCCACGAUGGACUCGCGCCACACUCGCACGAACCCAUUUACUCGCCUGGCUACUUCAGCAGAAGAGCUCCACCACUUCUCACCAGGAAUUUCGAUGAGAGAGCUUUUACUGUUGGUAUUGGGGGUCCUGUCGGUACUGGGUAUCUCAUCUUUCUCUAUUUUACAGUAAAUUCUUUAUCAACUCCACCAUUUUUUAUAAAAAUAUUCGGAUUUGCUAUUUAUUCUAUUGAAAUUUUAGAGUUGAAUUCUCUUCAGGUGACAAAUGACAUAUUCACCAAAGAAGAUGGUGAGUUCUUGGUGAAGAAUGGAGCACUUCCGGAGGAACGGAUACGGGCAGUGGAGACAGGUGGCUGUCCACAUGCUGCAAUCCGUGAAGAUAUUAGUAUUAAUCUUGGCCCGCUCGAAGAGCUUUCUAACUUGUAUAAGACAGAUAUUCUUCUUUGUGAAUCUGGGGGAGAUAACCUAGCUGCUAACUUCAGCAGAGAACUGGCUGAUUAUAUAAUCUAUAUAAUCGAUGUAUCUGCUGGUGACAAAAUUCCUCGGAAAGGCGGCCCAGGCAUUACUCAAGCUGAUCUUUUAGUAAUUAAUAAGACUGAUCUCGCACCAGCAGUUGGUGCGGACUUGUCUGUCAUGGAGCGUGAUGCACUUAGGAUGCGCGAUGGAGGGCCAUUUGUCUUUGCCCAGGUGAAGCAUGGGGUUGGAGUGGAGGAUAUUGUGAACCACAUUUUGCAGGCUUGGGAAGUAGCAACAGGCAAGAAGCAGCAUUGACGUUCGAAUGAGAUACUACAGUCUGGUUCGAUUUAAUGCUGUGUUUACAAAAUGAGGGAACGAAAAUUCCCUUUUCAGAACGAUGAAAGAUUGAACUCUUCUGCUGUGUUUCGAUUCGGAUUCCACUUAAUUUCUAAGUAAUUUCUUGUGUUCUUGUUCU
Messenger RNA from Carica papaya (papaya), 1123 nucleotides. The record is from RefSeq and is a predicted model, not a curated record. Lineage: Eukaryota; Viridiplantae; Streptophyta; Magnoliopsida; Brassicales; Caricaceae.